Molecule: messenger RNA, 3467 nt
Organism: Nelumbo nucifera (sacred lotus)
Lineage: Eukaryota; Viridiplantae; Streptophyta; Magnoliopsida; Proteales; Nelumbonaceae
Product: disease resistance protein RPM1-like
Biological process (GO): defense response to other organism
Molecular function (GO): ADP binding
Source: RefSeq, a predicted model, not a curated record
CCAGACGCCCAAUGUCCUUCCUGUUCCACCCCUGACUGUGACCCAAGAAGCAAAAGUGGUUCACACAGCCUUUUGUUUCGUACCUUCGCUUUCUUACUGCAAAUUCCAUGGACUGUAAUUCUGUAAAAUAUAUAGAAACAUCACACAAACCUUUCCACCCAUCCAAUUCGUCCAGUUGCUUGAGCUGUCCAUUAGAUUAUAAUCUAACGACUCAAGCUUAGAGGAGUGUUAUUCAAAGUCAACUGUUCAGAUUUUACUAAUAUAUAAUUCCUCUCUUGAAGCGGACUGUAAUGGAGAGCCCUUCUCAGAUGUUCAAACUAUUCUUCAAUCCAAUCAGUAUUGCAGAGUCUGAAACACAAAAGUAGAUCGACCAUCUUGUAAGAGAAAAAAGAGAAAUGGCGGAGAGUGCCGUGAACUUUUUACUGGACAAACUAGAGGAUUUGAUCGAUGAAAAGCUGCAUCAUUUCGGAGGUGUCGAAAAGGAAAUUAAGUACAUCAGAAAUGAAUUGGCAAGCAUGAGAGUCUUCCUAAGAGGUGCCGAUGCAGGGGAGGAAAUGAAUCAAACCGUAAAAGAUUGGGUGAAGCAACUUAUAGAUCUGGCUCAUUACAUAGAGGACGUUCUUGACGAAUACAUGUUUCAGCUUGCUCAACAACAACAGCAGCAAGAAGAAGAAGAAGAAGAAGAAGAAGAAGAAGAAAAAGAGCAACAACGGCAGCACCAACUGCUUGUCUUUCUUCAAGGUAUUGUUUUCAGUUUCUUUCAAAAGGUCACCCUUUCCAUCAAACAGUUGAUAGGAAGGCAUCCGAUAUUCCCACAGAUACUAGAGAUUAAAGCUACAGUAGAUGAAAUCUCACAAAGACUCCAACGAUUUAAUUUCGGUAGGCUGGAUCAAGGCCCGAAUUCAAAUUUUGCGAGUGAUACUUGGUAUGACCUCAGAGGAGACUCUCUUCUACUCGAGGAAGCUGAUCUUGUGGGGAUUGACAAACCAAAGAAGGAAAUCAUUGAGUUUCUUGUGAAGGGCAGUCCACGCCUUGGAGUACUUUUGGUGGUUGGCAUGGGUGGAGUAGGCAAGACAUCGCUUGUCAAGCAAGCAUUUGAUGAUAGAAGAGUGAAGGUAUACUUCAACAUCCACAUCUGGAUUUCUGUAUCCCAGUCAUUUAAGCUUGAUGAAUUACUGAAAGACAUGAUGAGGCAACUCUGCGAAGAAAGUAAGGAGCCAGUUCCUCAAAGGUUAGAUGGAAUGAAGGAGACAGAACUCAAGCUAGCACUCAAGGAAUUUCUGAAGCAGAAGAGGUAUGUAAUCGUUCUUGAUGACAUGUGGAGCAAAUUUGAUUGGGACUCCAUUAGGCAUAUCUUUAUUGAUUGCAACUGUAAGAGUCGAAUAAUAGUCACAACACGUUCUGAUGAUAUAGCUGCUUCUUGCAACAACUAUUUCGUUCAGACAUAUCGUCUUCAACCCUUGUGUGAAAAAGAGUCUUGGACUCUAUUUUGCAAAAAGACUUUUUGGUCUGUGGAUGAGAAUAACUGUCCUCCACAACUGGAGAAGCUCUCUAGAAGCAUUGUGAGGAAAUGUGGAGGUUUGCCACUAGCAAUUGUGACAGUCGGUGGUGUUUUAUCAACAAAACAGAGGACUUUGACAGAAUGGGAGAUGUUCGAUCGCAGCUUGGGUGGUGAGCUACAAAAUGAUGACAGACUUAGGAGCGUGAUGAAAAUAUUGUCUCUAAGCUAUAAUGAUCUGCCUUACCAUCUAAAAUCCGGUUUCUUGUGUUUAAGUAUUUUUCCUGAGGAUGAAUCUAUAGAGACGAUGAGACUGAUUAGGAUAUGGAUGGCAGAAGGAUUUAUCCAAAGAAGACAAGGAAAGACCUUAGAAGAGGUUGGAGAGAGCUAUUUGUAUGAGCUUGUUAAUAGAAGCCUCAUCCAAGUAACAGAAACAACUUAUGAUGGACGAAUCAAAACAUGCAGAGUCCAUGACCUCAUCCGAAAAAUCAUUCUCUUGAAAGCGAAGGACCAGAACUUUGGAACCAUAAUUGAUGGUGAUGAUGAUGAGCAGGAUAUAAUAAUGGUAGGUAAAAUAACCAGACGCCUAUCAAUCCAUAAUAGUUGUCAAGAAGUAGCACCAGAACAGAACUUCACCCACCUUCGCUCUCUGUUCAUGUUUAGGGUGGAUACAUUGUCCAACAUAUAUAGAAAUGGUGCGUUUUUUUCUAGCCUAAAGCUGCUCAAGGUGUUGGAUUUGAGAGUUGCCCCUUUGGAGGAGUUUCCAGAGGAAUUCACCAAUUUUUUCCAUUUAAGGUAUUUAAGUUUGAGGAAAACUAUGGUGAAAGAGAUUCCAAAUUCCAUCAAGAAGCUCCAAAAUCUUGAGACCUUGGAUCUUAAACAAACCUAUGUGUCUGAGUUGCCCAUUGGAAUCCUCGACCUCCAUAAACUAAGACAUCUUCUUGUUUACCGUUACAACUUUGGACCUCAUGUUGUAUUUCAUCAUCAAGGAUUUAAGGCGCCAAGUGGAAUUGGAAAUUUGGAAUCUCUUCAAAAGCUAUGCUACAUAGAUGUGAGUACAGGGAGUGACCUAAUUACAACACUUGGGAGAUUAGUCCAAUUGAGACGAUUGGGGAUUCACAAGUUAAAAAGAGAAGAUGGAGUAAACCUUUGCUCCUCAAUGGAGAACAUGAACUGCCUUCAAUCUUUAUCUAUUUCUGCAAUAGAAGAGGGAGAGAUUCUUGACCUACAAUUUCUAUCUUCUCCUCCUCCUUUUCUUCGAACUUUACUUUUAAAAGGGCGUUUAGAGAAGUUACCCCAUUGGAUUCCUUCGUUGCAUAAUUUGUGUUUGAUGGACUUAAGGUGGUCUAAAAUGAAGGAUGACCCACUUGAAGCCCUAAAAUGUUUGCCUCAGCUUAAGCGUCUUAAUCUCAUGCAUGCUUACGAUGGAGAACAAUUAUGUUUUCAAUCGGGAGGGUUUCAGAAACUUGAGAAUCUAGGCCUUGAGAGAUUAGAAAGAUUGAGAAUGGUGACAAUAGAAGAGGCAGCACUGCCUCAACUCGAAAACUUGUACAUAAGUGGUUGUGAAAUGCUGGAGAAUGCACCAUUAGGCAUUGAACACCUCAAUGAGCUAAAAAUGCUCUUGUUCUUGGAAAUGCCAAAUGAAUUUAAGGGAAGACUACGACCGAGAGAUCGGCUAUUAGAGUAACAAGGUGAACUUGAAUUUUAUCCAAGGGAAGGGUAAAGAAACUGUCUGGGACGAUGCAGUUGGGAAGCUUUGAUGCAAGUAAUCGUUGGGAGAUUUAGAAGGAGGCAUCCUUGAAGAAUUUUUUAUAUGCUUUAAAUUUGUUUGUUAUUGUGCUUCCAACGUUUUGUUUAGCAUUAUUUUAUUUUGUGAUAUGGUGUGGUACGUCUAAACAAAAUUGUUCUUUUAUGGGCAUGCAUUAACUAUAUAUGAAUUUUUAUUAAAAUCCAGUGGAUAAUUUGAUAA